Molecule: messenger RNA, 1555 nt
Organism: Ictalurus furcatus (blue catfish)
Lineage: Eukaryota; Metazoa; Chordata; Actinopteri; Siluriformes; Ictaluridae
Product: junctional adhesion molecule-like
Exons: 7
Coding region: 1-981 (326 amino acids)
Biological process (GO): cell surface receptor signaling pathway; T cell costimulation; negative regulation of T cell proliferation
Cellular component (GO): external side of plasma membrane
Source: RefSeq, a predicted model, not a curated record
AUGGUGCUGCUUCUGCUAGCUGUGCGCUCUCUGGUGAUAAACAGACAGAUAUCACAGGAUACAAAGGUGGUUCAAACAGGACCUGCGACAGAAAUAUUAAAUGAUGAACACUACCGUGGCAGACUUCAGCUGUUUAAUCACAGUUCUCCUGCUAAUCUGUCUCUGCUCAUAUCUGACCUGAGAGAAGAGGAUGUGGUAGACUACAGGUGCAGCACUGAGAAGGAACACAGAGACAUCAAGCUUCAUGUUAAAGGCUGUUCUCUCUCUGCUGAUAAUCAGACAGAAAUCACAGGACACAAAGGUGGUUCAGUGCUGUUACCCUGCUCCUGCUCUGACCUGAACACCAAACCUCAGAAAUUCACCUAUUGGACCUACAGAACAGGAUCUGCGACAGAAGUGUUAAAUGGUGAACACUACCGUGACAGACAUCAGCUGUUUAAUCACAGUUCUCCUGCUAAUCUGUCUCUGCUCAUAUCUGACUUGAGAGAAGAGGAUCAUGGAGUCUACAGGUGCAGCACUGAGAAGGAAUACAGAGACAUCAGGCUUAAUGUUAAAGGCUGUGAGCUGGUGAAGACAGGAGUAGAGCGUGUGACUAUGUUCACAGGAGAGUCUGUAGUUCUGCCCUGCGUCUGCACUGACCUACAGGACAAACCAAUUUCUGUAAAAUGGGAGUUUUCAAUACCAGCAACUGGAAUCAGACACUUUCAGGAAAUUUACCCUAAACAGACUGGACAUCACAGAAACAGAGUCAAACUGGUCAGUAACAAUGCUCCAGGAAACCUCUCGCUACUCAUAUCAGACCUGACUGAAGAGGACCAGGGAGACUACAGAUGUUCUGUACAGGACGAUAGCAGAGAUGUCAGAUUAUCUGUUAAAGGAGGAAGAUGUGGAGAGGACGUGAUUACUGAAGGACGUCCGGACUGUAAGAGAAAGCCGGAGGAUCAGACUGAACCUGACCUUGUCACUUUCUGUACUAAAUAACACAUGAACACAGCCAGAGCAGCAUGAGUUCAGAUCAACGCUGGAGAGAAAACUGAAUAUAGCAGCAUUAUAACAAUCUAAUCCAAAAUAAAUAUAGACACAUUCUCAGAUAUUAUAGAAUAAUGCUGAAAACAUAUAUUAAAUACACACCAUGGACUAGCGCAAGACUCACUCUGUUGGAAUUUUUGUAUGUAUGUGAAAUUUUGCUAUUUAUAAAAUCAGAUUCAGAUAUGUGUGUGUGUGUGUGUGUGUGUGUGUGUGUGUGUGUGUGUGUGUGUGGUGGGUUCCAGAUAAUUGUGUUCUCUUCACCUUCAUUUAUAUUAGCUAAGGGUAUUGUUCUGCAUUCACUUUGUCUAUUAAUCAUUAAAAACUGCUGAUGGAUAAUCUUGCAAAUUAUAUUUUGAAAGUUAUUUUAUAUCUUAUGUGUACCAUUCUUACGUAUAUGAGAUUAAAAAAUAAAUGCUCUAGGAGACUUUUGCAUAAAUAGACUGCUAUAGAAGUUCUUGUUUGUGACUUUUUAAAACUUUGAAUAAAAAUAAAAAAAAGGAGGAUUGUUGAAUCUGCCUGAACUGAA